This is a messenger RNA of Moneuplotes crassus, 1203 nucleotides long. Lineage: Eukaryota; Ciliophora; Spirotrichea; Euplotida; Euplotidae. The record is from the annotation of a GenBank genome assembly.
UCUUUAUGAAACAGGGCUGCAUUUCUAAGUAUCGACGAAAGUCUUCCACGCGUAAAUUUUCAGCAUCGAAGGAAAGAAGGGAGAUUAGUUCAGACCCGAAAAGUACAACAAAAGGGUUUGGUAUUAAAGUUAAGAAUAACUCUACUUAUUCAAAAUACUCCUUAAAAAUGAAGCAGAAGACAAGUGGUCCUCUUCAGGUAAUUGGUACGAAACAUAAGAAAUGUCGAGGAAAGCUCCAUCCAAAAGGAGUUAAUAUUACUAUUGAAAGAGAAAAUUUUAACCCAAAUCUUAUUGAAAAAUUUGAUAGUUGUAGCUCGUUAGACUCUAAGAAGAGGUCUUCUUCAUCAACACUUUCUCGACAAACAGGAUCUUCCCAGUACCCGAUGCAAGAGAUGGUAGAGAAUAUGAAAUAGGGAAAUAUCUCAUGCCUAUAGGAAAGCUAAACGAACCAAGUACCAAAAGCAACCCAAAAAGGGUGACUUCGAGAUUUUACUCCAACAGAACAAUAGCCUAACCCAAAAAUUACUCGAAGCCAACUGGGAAAUAGAGAACAAGAAGAAAGAGAAUCGUGAACUUAACCAACAACUAGAAAAUUUCAAAACAGCUCAGGCUGAAAUCCUCCAAGAAAAGCUAAAACAGAUUGACACCUUAAAGAAACAUCUGCUCAAGGUCUCUGAAGAUGCUAAGAAGAAACGGAAGGAUAUGCAUGAAGAAGACUCAGAGAUAUUUAAUUAUAAGCUGGAAUUGGAGAAAUAUAAAGAGACUAAUUUUACACUUCAAUGAAGGUUGGAUACCAACCUUGACCGGUUUAAACAAUCUGAGAGAGAAGUCACUGACUUGAGGUGGGAGAAUAGAGACUUAAAGAAAAAAAUCAUAAUGCUUGAAGAAGAUAAUAUUAAGAUGCAAGUGAGAAUUGAUUCGGUUGAGAGAAAUAAUAAAGAAAUGGGCAGUAUUAUUAACAAUAAGCUUAACAAUAUGGCUGAGAAAUAUUGAGAAAAGGCAGAAGAACAGUUAAAACAAAUGGAUAAGAAAAGUAAAUUUUGGAAGCCAAGUAAAGACCAGAAUACUGAUGAUUUAAUGAAAGAGAGCCAGGACAGAAUUUCAAAAGUUAAUGACAUAUGCACUCCUUUAGUUAACCAGAGCAAUGACGUUCUCUUAACUAAGUCUUUGUGAGCCAAAGGCUCACAAAGCUCAAGAGCGUAG